AUUAUUUAUCAUCCCGCGUUUUAUGCUUGCGAACGCCGGCAAGAGUUGAAGUUUGUCUUAUUUAUUUAUUUAUUAUAAAACAAAAAUGCCGGAGGAAAUGGAAACUGUUGUGGUCGACAAGCGCAGCAAUUUGCCUUGGAUUGAGAAAUACCGCCCUGUCAAGUUCGAUGAAAUUGUGGGCAAUGAAGAUACAGUCGCCCGUUUGUCCGUCUUCUCCACGCAAGGAAAUUCACCCAACAUAAUUAUUGCGGGUCCGCCUGGCGUUGGCAAAACAACAACCAUACAGUGCUUAGCCCGCAUUCUGCUGGGUGACAGUUAUAAGGACGCAGUCCUCGAGUUGAACGCCUCGAAUGAACGUGGAAUCGAUGUGGUGCGCAAUAAGAUCAAGAUGUUUGCCCAACAGAAGGUAACGUUGCCGCGUGGUCGUCACAAGAUUGUGAUAUUGGACGAAGCGGACAGCAUGACGGAAGGUGCACAGCAAUCGCUGCGCCGCACCAUGGAAAUUUAUAGCAAUACAACACGUUUUGCGCUCGCCUGCAAUACCAGCGAGAAGAUCAUUGAACCCAUACAAUCGCGUUGCGCGAUGCUGCGCUUCACCAAGCUGUCGGAUGCCCAGGUGCUGGCCAAAUUGAUUGAGGUGUGCCAGCUGGAGAAGCUCAAGUACGAUGAGGAUGGCCUGGAGGCGAUAGUAUUCACGGCACAGGGUGACAUGCGGCAGGCGCUCAACAAUCUUCAGUCCACGGCGCAGGGCUUUGGUGACAUAACGGGAGCAAAUGUAUUCAAAGUGUGCGACGAGCCGCAUCCUAUGCUGUUGCAGGACAUGCUGCAGCAUUGUGCUGCAAAUGAUAUACAUAAGGCGUACAAGAUCUUGGCCAAGCUGUGGCGCUUGGGCUAUGCACCCGAAGAUAUCAUUGGCAACAUAUUUCGCGUCUGCAAACGCCUGAAUGUGGACGAGCAGUUGAAGUUGAACUUCAUUCGAGAGAUUGGCAUUACACACAUGAAAAUUGUCGACGGCUGUAAUUCACUGCUGCAGCUGACUAGUCUGCUGGCACGUCUAUGCAUGGCUGCUGAGUCUCAUUAGCACUCACAAUUCCAUCAAACAUUUAGUGUAGGUCAUUCUAAGCCUAAGAUACAACUUGUUGAAUAAAUGCGAAAAUACUUG
Messenger RNA from Drosophila montana, 1162 nucleotides. RefSeq names its product replication factor C subunit RfC4 (gene RfC4). Gene Ontology annotation, cellular component: nucleus; DNA replication factor C complex. The transcript has 2 exons. Gene Ontology annotation, biological process: DNA repair; DNA-templated DNA replication. NCBI's taxonomy places the organism in Eukaryota, Metazoa, Arthropoda, Insecta, Diptera, Drosophilidae. Bases 86 to 1081 code for a protein of 331 amino acids. Gene Ontology annotation, molecular function: ATP hydrolysis activity; ATP binding; DNA clamp loader activity. The record is from RefSeq and is a predicted model, not a curated record.